Strongylocentrotus purpuratus (purple sea urchin) is the source of this 1230-nucleotide messenger RNA. It is a transcript of the gene lrrc59, whose product is annotated as leucine-rich repeat-containing protein 59. Bases 84 to 1022 code for a protein of 312 amino acids. Gene Ontology annotation, molecular function: protein binding. Lineage: Eukaryota; Metazoa; Echinodermata; Echinoidea; Camarodonta; Strongylocentrotidae. The record is from RefSeq and is a predicted model, not a curated record. The transcript has 7 exons.
CAACUAGUCUAUGCAGCUACGUACUCAAUUCGGUUCCGGUGACAUUUCUGCUGUGGAUUUUGGCAUUAAUUCGAAGUUACAAAAUGUCGAAUAAAGGCAAGAUUACCAAGGAAUCUCUCAAGGACAAAAUUGAGGGGAAUGAACUGGACCUGAGUCUCUCUGGUCUCACAAAAAUUCCUGUGAAAGAAAUUGCUUCUAUUACCAAGAUAAAAUGUGCGGAUUUGUCUUGCAACCAACUUGUCAGCUUACCAGAUAAUUUCAGUGUUCAUCUAUCACACCUGACCAGACUGGACCUCAGCAAGAACCUCCUGGAAUCCCUCCCCCAAAACUUUGGCCUCAUGGUGGCCCUUCAGCGCCUUGACCUCUUGGGUAACCAGCUCACCGAGCUACCGGUCAGCUUUGGUGACCUUAAGUCACUGCGUUGGCUGGACGUCAAAGAGAACAAGCUUGAACCAACCUUGAAUAAGAUUGUAGGAGACUGCUUGGACGAUAAGCAGUGUAAAGCAUGUGCUCAGCAGGUGGUGUCUCAUAUGCAAUCCAUCCAAUCCCGCAUGGAGGAGCAAAGACUGAAACAUGAAGCCAAAGAGAGGAUGAGAGAGACGCAACGAGAAGCUUCUAAGAGAAAGAAAGAGGAAGAGCAGAGAGAGAUAAAAAAGAAAGAGAAACUAGAGGAGAAGGAGAGAAGAAGAAGGGCAUAUGAAGCAGCACAGGAAGCAGAGAGACAGGCAAAGGAGGAGGAGCAGGAAGACGAGAGAAUCAACUCAGAAGAACAUUCCAAAGCAAAUGGAGAUGCAGGAAGCUAUGAGCAGAAGCAAAAAACAAGUGGAUCAUCUUGCCUCCUGAUAUUCUUCUCUCUCUUGGUCGUGGUGAUAGCUGUGGUGGUAGGAUCAUACUUCUACUGUGAGAGUAACCCAUCAUUACCAGCCUGCGUGACCGCACAUCAAAUAUUGGAUCAAGCUAGCACGAAGAUCCAGCACUGGAAGAGAGAGAUUGAACAGAUAUUGCAGUCAUGGCAGUCAUGAGAGAAGAAGUGAUUUAAACUGUACAAAUGUAGAAUGGACUAUGGUUGAAGGAUCAUGUUUUCAAAUUAAUCAACUAACAGAGACACUUAAACCGCAUCCAGUUCUAAAACGGUUUGAUUCCUUUGUCCCACUCUCUCUCUCUCUCUCUCUCUCUCUCUCUUUCUCCCUCCCACUCUCUCUCUCUCUCUCCCUCCCUCCUUCCCCCCUC